Daphnia pulex (common water flea) is the source of this 4276-nucleotide messenger RNA. RefSeq names its product calphotin-like. The transcript has 58 exons. NCBI's taxonomy places the organism in Eukaryota, Metazoa, Arthropoda, Branchiopoda, Diplostraca, Daphniidae. Gene Ontology annotation, cellular component: mitochondrion. The record is from RefSeq and is a predicted model, not a curated record. Bases 498 to 4124 code for a protein of 1208 amino acids.
AAUACUGUUCUGCACAUAACGCAUCAAGGAAGAUUAUCUUUUCAAGCAACGAUUUCAAGGUCACCGCCAUGUCGAUCUCAAACCAAGGUAUGAAAGUUAUGAACUUGAACUAAAAUCAUUUUAAAGAAAUGGAAGCCUAACACACGCAGUCGAACGCUAGUAUACUUUGUAAAAAGAUUUUACAAAGUCAAGCUACCAAACUCGGUAGUAGAACUAGUCGCUGUUCUUUCAAGCGUGUACUACGCCUGACAACAACGCGAAUAGUUUCGAUUGGUGAAUAACUAGCAGCUGGGUUGAACUCUGCCUGACAACAAACCUUCAUGUUUACCUAGAUUCCCGUUUGAACGCGCUUAUAAGACCCGGCGUGCUACAUUUUUAACCAAGGCCAAAGCUGUGGUAGGAGCGGGUCUUAGCAGAUUUGAAGCAGUCAGAAAGAACUCGCCUUUCGAGCCCAGCUUAUCGUUUUGUUAAAAGUGCAAAAAUAUCACAAAGAAAUUAUGUCGUUCGUUCGCCUAAAUCUCGUCAGAAAGGUGAUGCCGAUUGGAGCACGUCUUUUCUGCUCUAAACCUCCUUUGGAGUCUGUUCUUCAGCCUACUUCCAGGGGUACUAGCGCUGUGCAUUCCGCAACAGGUUCAAAGCUAACAGAAAUUAAGACAGAAAAUAUGAUAGUCACAGCAACAGAUGCAGAACCCGUCGCAGCAACUACUACCAUUAUUGAAGCAGUGAAACAUUCCGAAGAAGUUGCUGAAGUACGACCAUUGGUAAAUUCUUCCGCCGAUCCCGCCGUCGAUACAUUGACACCUGCUGAGGAAGUUGUUGAACCGGUAUUAGCUGCUCCUCCCGUAGUUGAAGCAGUUCAACCUGCUGAAGAAGUUACUGCUGCUCCUUCCAUCAUGGAAACAAUUAAACCUGUAGAGGAGGAAGCUAUUACUACUCCCGUCAGUGAAGCGACAAAAUCUGCUAUAGAUAUUGCUGAACCGGUCUCGGCUCCUCCUCCCGUCACUGAAGCAGCUGAACUUCUUGCCGAAGUACCUGAACCAAUUUUAGCCGCUCCUUCCUUCGUUGAAGCGGUCGUGACUGCGGAAGUAGCUGAACCAGUCUUAGCUUCUCCUUCCAUCAUUGAAGCAGUGAAACCUGCCGAGGAACCAACGAAAACUGUUGAAGAAAUCGUUGCUGAACCGCUCAUAUUAGCUGCUCCUCCCGUCGUUGAAUCAGUUCAAGUUGCUGCGGAAGUACCUGAACCAGUCUUAGCUACCACUCCCGUCGUUGAGUCACUGAAACCAAUAGAAGAAGUUAUUGAACCAGUCUUAGCUGCUCCUUCUAUCGUUGAGACACUGAAACCUGCUGAGGAAGUUGUCGAUUUAGAACCAGCCUUAGCUGCUCCUCCCGUUGUUGAAACAGCUAAAUCUGCUGGAGAAGUCACUGUUGCUCCUUCUAUCGUUGAAGCAGUCACAUCUUCUAAAGAAAUAGCUGAACCAGUUUUGGAUGCUCCUCCCAUCGUUGACGCAGUGAAUCCUGCUGAGGAAGUUGCCAAACCACUUGCAGCUGCUCCUUCCGUCAUUGAAACAGUGAAACCUGCCGAAGAAGAAGCUAAACCAGUCUUAGCUGAAGCUGACGUCAUCGAACCAGUAAAAAUUGUGGAAGAAGUUGUUGAACCAAUCGUAGAUGCUCCUCCCAUUGGUGAAGCGAUAAAAUCUACUGAAGAAAAUACUGAACCAGUGUUAGUUGCCACUCCCGCCGUUGAAUCAGCUAAAGUUGCCGCGGAAGUAGCUGAACCAGUCUUAUCUGAUGGUAAGAUCAUCGAACAAGUGAAACCUUCUGAAGGAGUUUCUGAACCGCUCAUAGCUGUUGCUCCCGCCGUUGAAGCAGCUGAAAUUGCUGUACCUGCUGAAGGAAUUACUGAACCAGUCUUAGCUGAUAGUGUCAUCGAACCAACGAAAACUGUUGAAGAAAUCGUUGCUGAACCUCUCAUAGCUGCUCCUCCCGUUGGUGAAACGAUAAAAUCUACAGAAGAAAUCACUCAACCAGUCUUGGCUAGUCCUCCCGUCGUUGAAGCAGUGAAAUCUGCCGAGGAAGUUACUGAACCAGUUUUAGCUGCUCCUCCCGUCGUUGAAGAACUGAAACCUACAGAAGAAGUAAUUGAACCCGUCUUAGCUGUUCCUUCUAUCGUUGAAGCAGCGAAACCUGCCGAGGAAGUUGCUGAACCAGUGUUAGUUGCCAUUCCCGUCGUCGAAUCAGUUGUUGCGGAAGAAGCUGAACCAGUCUUAUCGGACGGUGUGGUCAUCGAACAAAUGAAACCUGCUGAAGAAGUUCCUGAACCGCUCAUAGCUGUUCCUCCCGUCGUUGAAGCAGCUGAAGUUGCUGCAGAAGUAGCUGAACCAGUUUUAGCUGCUCCUUUCAUCGUUGAAGCAGUUAAACCUGCCGAGGAAGUUGCUGCUGCUCCUUCCGAAUCACUUGUAGUUGAUCCUUCCAUCAUUGAAGCCGUAGCUGCUCCUUCCGUCACCGAAACAGUGAAACCUGCAGAAGAAGAAGCUACAGCAGCUGCCGUCAUCGAACCAGUAAAAAUUGUGGAAGAAGUUGUUGAACCAAUCGUAGAUGCUCCUCCCAUUGGCGAAGUGAUGAAAUCUACUGAAGAAAUUGUUGAACCAGUCUUGGCUGCUCCUCCCAUCGUUGAAGCAGUUGAACUUGCUGCCGAAGUACCUGAACCAGUUUUAGCUACCCCUCCCGUCGCUGAGGCAAUGGAACCCACAGGAGAAGUUAUUAUUGAUCCAGCCUUAGCUGCUCCUUCUACCACUGAACCAGUGAAGCCUGCGGAGGAGGUUACCGCAGCUCCUUCCGUCGUUGAAGCGGUGAUAUCUAGUGAAGAAAUUGCUGAACCUGUCUCGGCUCCUCCUCCCGUCAUUGAAGCAGUUAAACUUGCUGCCGAAGUACCUGAACCAAUUUCGGCUGCUUCUUCCAUCACUGAAGCAGUGAAACCUGCCGAGAGUGUUGCGGCUGCUCCUUCUAUCGUUGAGACACUGAAACCUGCUGAAGAAGUUGUCGAACCAGUCUUGGCUGCCCCUCCCAUUGUUGAAACAGCUAAAUCUGCUGAAGAAGUUACCGAACCAGUGUUAGUUGCCACUCCCGCCGUUGAAGCACUGACACCUACAGAAAAAGAUACUGAACCCGUCUUAGCUAGUCCUCCCAUCGUUGAAGCACUGAAACCUACUGAGGAAGUUGCUGAACCAGUGCUAGUUGCCACUCCCGUCGAAGCCGUUAAAGUUGCUGCGGAAGUAACUGAACCAGUUUUAGCCGCUUCUUCCGUCGUUGAAGCAGUUGCAUCUGCUAAAGAAAUUGCUGAACCAGUCUUGGCUGUUCCUCCCAUCGUUGAAGCAGUUAUACAUGCUCCAGAAGUAGCUGAACCAGUUUUAGCUACUCCUCCCGUCGCUGUAGCACUUGAACCUACAGCAGAAGUUAUUGAACCAGUCUUAGCUGUUCCUUCUAUCGUUGAACUAGCGAAACCUGCCGAGGAAGUUGCCGCAGCUCCUUCCGUCGUUGAAGCGGUGACAUCUACUGAAGAAAUUGCUGAACCACUCGUAGCUGCUGCUCCCACCGUUGAAGCAGGGAAACCUGUUGAAGAAGUUGUGGAACCAGUUUUAGCUGCUGCUCCCGUCCUCGAAUCAUUGAAACCCGCAGACGAGGAAGUUACUGAACCAGUUGUAGUUGCCCCUUGCGAGGCUGAAAUGGUGAAACCUGCUAACGUUACUGCUUCUUCGCCUGUUGUUGUCGAAUCAGUGAAACUAGCGGAGAAAAUCGAAGAUCCUGUGGUUACAUCUUCAGCUACCGACGCCAAACCUAACACGGAGUCUACCGCUGGAAGCGACACAGACUCGGAUUCUGAUUCGGAUUCUGACUCUGACUCGGACUCUGACGUGGACUCGAAAUUAUCCAAAGAGUCUAAGACAGAGACAGCCGAAGGAAAUUUGGACAAACCCGUAAUUGAAGAUCCAGUGGUGGGUCCUGGGGCGUCAAAACAAGGACCGUAUAAAAAUCCUGAAUAUUUCACUUACAACGUCAUGUCGUUUUACGACAUUGAAAAAGUUAUGGAAUCGUUUAGACUUCCCCAGCCUUCAAACAAAGCUUAAGUAUGGAAAUAUUUUCGGACCAUAUUUAGAAUCAAUAUUCUUGUAUUUUUGUUUUUCCUAAUUUGGUUAAAAAUGUCAACCAAUGAAAUGGUUGUAGGUGAAUAAUUUCGGAUGUACCUGAACUAAGACCCAUAUAAACAAUAACUACUGUA